AUGGCUGCCACGAACCCGGAGCUGCGUGCUCUCCUCUCAAGCAGCUUCCCUGGCCUCUCCUCUACCUUGGAACAGACAUUCAGUGAGGCCCAGGGCAAUGGAACGGAUCUCUCACAAACACUACAGGCGCAAGCCAGGAUCGAACCAGAGCGGUCGCGUGCGGACCAGCUGCUUUUCAUCAGCCAGCUACUGUCCAGCACGAGCCAGCACCUAGGCCUCCUAUCCCAUCUGCUUGGUAACGCGGAGGUGGUUUGUCUACGCGAUGUGGCGCUUCGAUCAUGCUCUUUUGAAACUACGGACUAUCCUGCGGAUGUCCUGCAGACCCUGCGUACCCGAAUGUUGGGACUGGAGCCCACGGCGACCGUGUACGCCUUACUGGACCUCGACACAUUCCCAGGAGAAACCGCCGUCCGGGCCGGAGCUGCAAAGACGCUCAAACAGUGGCUCGAUGCUGGGUUUGAUAUCUCCCGGGACUCCGUACGUCGUCACCUCAAGGAUCCGCAGUUCCUUGAGCUGGUCCCGCAACCGGACCAAGCCCGUGUGUCGGGCCUUAUCGCAGUGUUGCAGUGCCUGCAGGCAAUCGUCACCGAUCCCCUGGACAUUCCCCGGCUCAUCCAGCGCUCCUUCUACUCGGCGGUGGCCAUAUCUCGCACCUCUCUCUCGUGGUUUGUCUCGGUGGUAGCAGAUGCCGGCAUCAUCGCCGAGUCCGCCGAGCGCAUCUACCACCAGGCAUGCCGCAUCCAUCGGCGAAAUGAACAGCUGUGGGUGACAGCGCUGCGAGCCAAGUCUGAGGUCCAGCUGGCCCCGACCACUCCUGCACAGGAUCUGUGGCUGGCGCAACUCUCAGGGGCGGCCUCCAGCCCGACAGACGGCAAGAUCAACAUCGGGAACCUAUUCCCCAGCGUGAUGCAGAUCAACGACUGCGCUGAUUGCUCAUCCAUCACCAGCCCGGCGGCCUACUUUGUGAGCAUGCUGCACCAGCUGACCAAGUGGCCUGUGGGCCGAGGGGCGCGGGACAAGUCGCUGCUGGACUUCCUGUUCGACCGUCGGCCGGAUCUGGGCGAGUUGGAGCUGUCGUGCGCCAACACUAACGUUCUUCUACCUUAUGUCGACCUGGUCCUCGAGGCCCUAGAGUGGGUUGUCAAGCAUCCAGUCGUCCACAAGACGGACCCGCUCAAGGUGGACGAGCCAUAUAAUAUGGACGAUUCCGACAACAGCGACGAUGACAACGCGGAGCCUCGCCACGUUGACUACUCGGUCUACCAAGAUACCAUCCAACCCAUGGUGUUCCCCCUGACGCAGUUUCCCUACAACCAGGCAAUCGACAGCAUCCGGAGCUUCCUGCGCGCCCUCGGUACCACUCGUGAUGGUCUGGCGACGGCUCUUCGAUCUGAACAGCGGCUGGCCUCGCUGGCCUCGCUGCCCAAGAACUCUCAGUCAGCGCUCAAAGCAGCUGCCGUACUGGACAGAUUCAAUGCUGCCGAGACCUUGGGACUCCAGCAGGAGGACUACGUGAUCAUCACCAAAGAAGCUAUCCAGACACAGGACUUCCUAAACAGCUCAUCAACGGCCGAGUAUCACCGCCAGAUCGGCCUGAAGUCUGCAGCCGCCUACUGGGGGUACCAGUCGACGAGUGAGAUGCUCGCGACCGGUGACACAUCCACGGGCCUGACUUUCAUCAAAGCCCAGUUCCUCCCGCGCGCAGGUGUCACUUUCAGCCAGUUCCUGGCCCUCCUCGAGACCACCUAUCUCGGAGGCCAUCUAGUCAUCGAGAUGCCGAGCGGGGAGGAAGCCUUCUCAGGCAAGUUGGACGAUAUGCGGCUGCGUUACGUCCAGUCUCCUGGGGCUCAUCCGGCGGGGCCAUUGACCGAAGACAUCUGUGAUCGGCUGCAGGCCUUCCUGCGCCUGUGGAAGAAGCUGCAGUGGACCAUCGAGGAUACCGACGUUGCGAUUACCGUUCUGUCCGGCAGCAGUAACACCAUCACCCCAGACGUCGUCAGCGGACUAGCCGGCGUUCAGCAGCUGUCCGUCACAACCGGCCUCACGGUUGCAGAGCUGCUCCCGCUCUGGGGAGACAUCCCGACGAAAGGACCCUCCUCGACGUACAUGCGCCGCUUCAUGAACCCCAGACUCGCGCCACAUAACGCGGUAUUCCGGGUCGGGGCCGAUGGGAAUCUCACCAUGGCCGGCCAGGAGCUGUCCCGCGGUGCGGUGAUCUUGCAGUCAGCCCUCGGUCUCACAGCGUCUGGGUUUGCCGCCGUCGAGGCCCAGGUCCCUAGCACGCUUUCGCUUGACAGCGUCUCGCAGGUCUACCGGAUCUCCGUACUCUGCCGGCUACUGGAGAUCGACGCAGAGCAGUACAACACGUUCCUCGUCCUCUACCCUGGGAUUGACCCCUUUAAAACCCCGCAGGUGACGAUCGAGUCUGUCCGGAGGUUCAAGGCUCUGACUUCUCUUGGUUGGACCCUGGACAGCCUGGCCUUUAUUACGCAGGAUCCGCUGCGCAUGGGGAUCACGGAUGUCAUGGGCGUCACCGUUGAGGAGGUGGUGUCCACCGUGGUUGAGAUCAUCGCCAGCAACACGGGCCCAGGACUCGGCAGCGAUGAGGACUGGAAGGCCAAGCAGGCGCCCAAGAUGAAGCUCUUGAGCAUCUGUCAGAUUCUGCAACCUUUGUUCCCCGAUCUCAAUGCUGAGAUCCUACAGUUCAUGCUCUCUGUUGUACUCACUGUGGAUGGGCAACAUCCGGCCCUGCACAACCUGUGCCAGCUGACACUGCCCGACAUUAGUCAUCCGGAUUUCACGGGCUAUUUUAUCCCCCCAACGACCGGUAUGUAUAGCUUUGUCACAACCCAGGCAGGUUCUACCCAGACUUUGUCCGUCGACGGCGUCCGGGUGGCCUUUGAGCGGGAUCCCAAGGACGACACCCGGUACAUAACGCCGCCACGACGACUACUCAACGGCCAGGUAUAUGCCUUUGCAUGGAGCGGGACCCUUGCGACCGACCUCCAGUGGAUAACAGCGCUGGAGAAGGCAGCAGCCUUCACCCCGAACCUAGUGAUUAACCUGGCUGCCGUCAAGACGGCCAGCGUGAUCCUGGUGAGCCUCUCGCAGGUGGCGCUCCUCGUGCACAGCUACCGACUGGACGUUGAAGAGGUCCAUUAUCUGCACUCGGACAGGAUCAACUUUGUCUUCCAGCCGCCGAGCGUGGCCGAGCUUGAGGAACUGCAGGUGUACACCAACCUGCGCGACUCCCUGCCCGCGUCCAAGGACCGCCCUUCAACUUCGGCACUCCUGGACUUUCGCAAAUGGCUGGCGAGCCCAGAUGAUGUAAAGACACUUGUUCCUCGGCUGGCUCGACUGGGUCGCUGGGAUGAGGCCCUGGUCCAAGCGGUCCGCGAUGCUCACUACAAGGGGCUUGAUGAUGCCGCUGUGGUCCAGCGCAUGGUGCAGGACGACCUUCAUGCUCUUGAGCGCAUCCGGGGAGCCAUAACUGCAGCCUCACCGCUCCUGACAAUCCCGGCCGUCUCGGCGGAGCUCCUGUACAGUCUCGCAGCUCCUGCCUCAAAGCCAAACGAGAUCCCCACAGGGGACUUCUCCAACGCAGAGCAGCUCCGGCUGGCAAUCUACGCCCGGCGGACAAACUCUCUGCAGGCAGCGAACGACCAGCUGCGCGAGAACCAGCGGGCGGCGCUGGUGGAGUACCUGCUACAGCAGGAGCCCAUCCGCGCACGUGGGCUCACGGACGCCGAUGCGCUGUACGAACACUUCCUGAUCGAUGUGCAGAUGGGUUCGGGUAUGAAGACAUCGCGGUUGAAGCAGGCCAUCUCAACCGUGCAGCUGUACGUGCAGCGGUGCAUGCUGGGCCUCGAGCGCGACUACGGGGUGGCCAGCACCUCGGUCAACCGCGACGACUGGGAUUACAUGCUGCGCUAUCAGCUGUGGGAGGCUAAUCGAAAGGCGUUUCUCUACCCAGAGAACUGGAUCGAUCCAACGCUGCGGGAUGACAAGAGUGAGCAGUUCCGGGCAUUUGAGUCGACGGUGCUCCGCACGAAGCUGACACCCGACUCGAUCGAGAACGCACUCAAGACGUACAUCUACGCCGUGGAUGAGGUCGCAAACCUGGAGCCGCUGACGUACCUGUGGGAGCGCAAGCCGAUAAAGGAGGGAGUCAGCUCCGAGGAUGCUGACCUGGGCGGCGUGCAUCUCUUCGCCCGCACGCGCGCAACACCCUACCGCUACUUCUACCGGUGGCUGGCCUUCCGUGGACCCUACACUGAUUACUUCACUUUCUGGAAGCCAUGGACCAAGCUGGAUGUUGGCAUCAUCCCUCAGGAUGUUGAUAUCAACGGCCGCAAGCUGGCGCGCCCAGGAACCUACCUGAUCCCCACGGUCUUCCGCGGUCGUCUGUAUCUCUUUCUGCCACAUCUGAUACUCAAGACAGUACAGAGCGAUGCUGACAGCCAAGACGACUUCCAGAGCAUGGGUAACAAGAAACCCAGUGACGUGAAGUCAAGCAGCUACUGGGAGCUCUCGAUGGGCUGGACCGAGCUACGCAAUGGCAAAUGGGCACCCAAACAGGUCUCUCAGCAGGUGCUCGAGAUCACUGAUGCUGUCUUGCCUCACGUUGGCUGCUUUCGAUUCUGGACCGACAAGCGCACCGUGCAGUCGGUCUUCGACAACGAGACUUUUGACCUCCUCACCAUUGAGGUCGAGCGAUUCGACCAAGAUUCGAAAUCCUCCGGUCUCGAUGGCUGUACAGCGCUUCCACUGGGCCAGUGGGAGUUGCGUGGACAUACCCUCAUCCUGAAUGAUAAGAACAAAGACUCCUCAGGCAAAAAGACCCUGCCAACAGACUUUAUGCGCCUUUCCUGGCAUGUUGAAGAUGACAGCGACCAGACGGUCCCGCCCAAGAAGUACACCAUUGACCACCACGGCAAGAGCGACACUCGCGUGUAUCUCACUUGCACGGACCCCCCCAACGAAUCCGCCGAGUACAGCUGGACUCUGUCCCUUGACGAGCUUAACUGGGACCGGCCCACGGGCCUGCUGCUGACUGUCUCGAGUGGGGGCGACUCCCAGAGCCGGUUUGGCUAUCCGCAGUACACUGAUGGCCCGGUCAAGUAUGAGGACGAGAUCGACACGGCGCUCAUGUCAAGCGUAGUUUCACCCGUGCUCAUGGAGAAGGCCACUCUAGGCUCAGGUUUCCGAGACAUCUUCCAGACGCUCUCUGAUCUGAAUGACAGUUACUAUGAGUUUGGAUUUGGCCUCUCGGGCAACGUCUACCAUGAGCUUGCCACUCCCGCUGCGCUGUACUCAUGGGAGACCGGCGUGCAUGCUGUGAGUCUGCUGAUGGAGCGUCUGCAGUCAACGGGCCAAUAUGAGCUAGCUCUGACCAUCGCCCGGUGUGCCUUUGACCCCACAAUUGAGGGUACAGACCUUACUCGCUGCUGGCUCUUCCCACCUUUCCGCGAUGAGAACACAACGCAGCUGCCCUCGGAAAAUCUAGGGUCGACGCAGCAGGACCACCUGACGCUCGCUGAGUGGAGUGCAGACCGCGCCAGUGUGCAUGCGGCCGCCCGGGGCCACCCAAUUGCGUACAUGAAGCGGCUGGCCAUGAAGUACAUUGAGAUCCUGCUGGAUGCCGGCGACGCGUGGUUCCGUCAGAACACGCUUGAGGUCUUGCCUCUGGCCAUGCAACGGUACAUUGAGGCCUCGCAUGUCUUUGGUGCGGCACCUGUGCCCGUGCCUUCCCUGGGCAAGCGCAAGACAACCACCUACAAUGACCUGGCCAAAACGGACCUUGAGACAACCCCGAACCCGGAUGUCAAACUUGAGCUGGAUUUCCCCUUCCAGUCUGACCCGGGCGAUCGGGGCCAGCCGCUCGCGCGGCUCGACCAGAAUUCCAUGCCCUACAUUGAGACCGGGUACUUUUGUGUGCCUGCCAACUCGGAAUUCCUUGCUCUGCGACAGCGCAUCGACGACCGGUUGUUCAAGAUCCGGAACAACAUGGACCUCUACGGGAAUGUGCAGGAUCGCGCCCUCUUUGAGCCCCCACUGGACCCUGGCCAGUUGAUGCGGGCCCUGGCAUCGGGGAUCAGCCCAUCGGGCUUUGCGGCUGAUCUGGCUAGUCCUAUGCCUAAGUACCGGUUCCGGGCCCUACUAGAGCAGGCGCGUCGACUGGCGGAUGAGCUGAGGGCGAUGGAGGCCCUGAUUAUUGGAAUCCGCGAGAAGAAGGACGCUGAAGCCCUGUUUGCGCUCACGACCAGCCAGCGCCAGGCCGUGCAGCGCCUCGUCCUGGAAACAAAACAGCUGGAGAAGGACGAGGCAAACAAGGCAAUCAAGGCCCUGCAGGAGACCCGUCUCAUGCACGAAACCCGGCUGCGGUUCUACCUCGCGCUGACAGGCGACAGCAAGAGCCACCAAAUCCCCAAUGAAAACACUGGGUGGGAGGAUAUACCCCAGAUGAUCGACGCGCCCUCUACCGACGACCUCCGCCUGAACCCUAAUGAGCGGCUGGAGAUUGAGGACGCCCAUACGGCCAUGGCCCUGGGCCAGGGCGCGGCGUCGCUCGACACAGUGGCAGCGGGCCUCCUGGUCGUCCCGCAGCUCCAGAUCAACGCCCAGCCGCUGGGCGUUGGCAUGUCUACAGAGAUUGGCACGGGCAUCGUCGCUCGGGCCCUGCAGGCGACCGCGAGCGGGAUCCGCCAGUGGAGUGACAUCAAGCGCGAAGAGGGCAUUGUGGCCGGGCGAACAGGGCAGCUGAUCCGCCAGCUGCAGGAGCGCCGCCAGAUGGCCAACCAGGCGGGGCGCGAGAUCAAGAUCGUCGACCGGCAGAUUGACGUACAGAAGGCGAUUAGCAAGCGGGUCGACAGCGAGAUCAAGGCCCUGCAGCAGAGGAUUGAUGACACCAGCGAGGUUCAGCAAUGGCUGCAGUCUAAGUACACCAACGAAGAGCUGUACGGCUGGCUUGACAACCAGUACAGCAGCCUCUAUCAGGACACCUACCGUCUCGCGGCCGACAUGGCGCAGCGGGUGCAAAAGGCCUACAGCUUCGAGAACCCGAUGGACGGCGCCUCCUACCUGCGGCAGACCGGGGCUGGAUACUGGGAUAGCAGUCGAGAUGGUCUGUUGGCCGGAGCCACGCUGGGCCUUGAUCUUGACCGCAUUGAAACCGCGUAUAUGAACUGUCAGCCCUUUGACAUGGAGAUGGAGAAGAAGAUUUCCCUCCGACAGCUGGAUCCUACUGCUCUGCUAGUCCUUCGAGAUAAGGCGUGUGUCAAGUUCACCCUUCCAGAGCUCCUAUUUGACGUCGACUUCCCCGGCCAUUUCUGCCGCCGGAUUGUCUCUGUCGGGGUACAGAUCUCCUGCAUCGCCGGCCCCUUUGAGAACCUCAACUGUACACUGACCCUGAUCUCGCACUCCUACCGCGUCAAGGACGACGCCACCACUGUGAAGGAGUACACCAACGGGGAGGGCUUCCGCCAGGACACGGUCCCUAUCGGUGCCAUUGCGGUGACAGCCGGUCAGUCCGACAGCCGCCAGUUUAACCCUGCCUUCCAGGGGGAGAGGUACCUGCCCUUCGAAGGCGCCGGUGCUCUCUCGAACUGGCAGCUGGAUCUCCCUAAUCCCAUCCGCCAGUUCGAUUACCAGACCAUUGGCGACGUCAUCCUCCAGCUCCGCUACACGUCCCUCCGCAGCACCAAGCCCAAGUUCAAGAGCGCCGCCAGUGAUGCCACGAUCCAGCAGCUGAAAUCUGCGACCACUAGUCCCUUGCCCUGCACCCUCAUCGACCUCACCACCGACUACGCCAGUGGCUGGAUCCGAUUCCGGGACCAGCUGGGCACUGGCACGGGCGCAUCUGUCGGCAUGACUCUGGCCGGCAUAGGGCGUCUGCUGCCCUUCUGGACCCGAGCGACACCCAAUUCGACCAUCAUCGUGCAGAAAAUCUCGCUGUACAUGAGCCCGUCUGAGGGGCUGGGUCAACUAGCGAAUAUCCUCAGUAUCAAGGAAUUCGGCUCACUGAAGUGGAGCAGCGACCAGGGGUCCUUCACAGGCUGUCUAGUGCUGACAGCGGACAAGAUCAGCAAGCCCUUGCCACAGACAUGGACUGUACAGGUCAACAAUGACCAGGCCAAGUAUCAGAUCGGAAGGAUGUGGCUGACAGUUGGGUACACUGUGGACUACAAAUAG
Molecule: messenger RNA, 8190 nt
Organism: Aspergillus viridinutans
Lineage: Eukaryota; Fungi; Ascomycota; Eurotiomycetes; Eurotiales; Aspergillaceae
Exons: 2
Coding region: 1-8190 (2729 amino acids)
Source: RefSeq, a predicted model, not a curated record